This is a messenger RNA of Beta vulgaris subsp. vulgaris (sugar beet), 938 nucleotides long. RefSeq lists its product as uncharacterized. The coding region runs from base 1 to 933 and encodes 310 amino acids. NCBI's taxonomy places the organism in Eukaryota, Viridiplantae, Streptophyta, Magnoliopsida, Caryophyllales, Amaranthaceae. The record is from RefSeq and is a predicted model, not a curated record. The transcript has a single exon.
AUGUUAGAGACCCAAGUUGCCCAAUUAGCUACUUCUUGUCCUAGAAAUUCCGGAUCUUUGCCUAGCCAAGGAGUGCCACCUAAAGACCAAUGCAAUGCCAUAGUUACUAGGAGUGGAAAACAACUUGGGGAGGUGGUGGAUACAAGAGUUGAGAAAGAGCAUGAAGUUGAAAUUGAAAAUGAAAAAGCCAUUGAUAUUGAGGAUGAUACAAGCCCCAAGGCUAGUGAAAAGGGCAAGAGAUUAGAAGAGAACCUUAGGAUUGUUGAGGAAGCCAAGAGUACACCUCCACCUUACACACCUAAGCUUCCCUUUCCCUCUAGGUUUGCCGGUGCAAAACUUGAUGAUCAAUUUGCCAAGUUCCUUGAUGUCUUGAAGAAGCUCUACAUUAACAUCCCUUUCACCGAAGCCAUUAAGCAAAUGCCUACCUAUGCCAAGUUUUUGAAAGAUGUUUUGAGCAAAAAGAGGGCCUUAGAUUGUGUGGAAACCAUUAAUCUCACGGAGAAUUGUAGUGCAAUCAUCCAAAAUAAGUUACCCACCAAGCUUAAGGACCCCGGAACCUUCUCCAUCCCUUGUGCCAUGGGAGACAUGGUUAUUGACAAGGCUUUGUGUGAUUUAGGUGCUAGUGUGAGUCUUAUGCCCUACUCGGUUUGCAAGAGAUUGAACCUAGGAGACCUUAAACCUACUCACAUCUCCCUUCAAUUGGCCGAUAGACCGGUGAAAAUGCCUAUUGGAAAGCUUGAAGAUGUCCCUCUUAGGGUUGGGAAGUUCUAUAUUCCAGUUGACUUUGUUGUCUUAGAAAUGGAAGAAGACCCUAAUGUACCAAUAAUUUUGGGUAGACCAUUUCUAGCUACGGCGGGGGCUAUCAUUGAUGUGAAAAAUGGCAAGCUAACUUUUGAGGUAGGUGAUGAACAUGUAGCUUUUAGCUUCACUUAAAUUAU